This is a messenger RNA of Dermacentor silvarum, 2921 nucleotides long. RefSeq names its product solute carrier family 25 member 36-A (gene Rim2). The record is from RefSeq and is a predicted model, not a curated record. Lineage: Eukaryota; Metazoa; Arthropoda; Arachnida; Ixodida; Ixodidae. Gene Ontology annotation, cellular component: mitochondrion; mitochondrial membrane. Gene Ontology annotation, molecular function: pyrimidine nucleotide transmembrane transporter activity. Gene Ontology annotation, biological process: mitochondrial transport; pyrimidine nucleotide import into mitochondrion. Bases 126 to 1211 code for a protein of 361 amino acids. The transcript has 7 exons.
GCCAAGUGAUCGGUAAAUCAGUGGUGCUGUGAGAUGCGUGCCCGCAGCCCUGUAAAAAUUUUCAGUAGUGUGUUCAGGAGCAGCGUCGAGUGUUGUUGUGUGCGGCUUGAUGUGUUCUGGAUGGGAUGUCUCAAUACGAUGCCAUAAUACACCUCUUGGCUGGAGGUCUGGGUGGAACGGCCGGUGCUAUUGCCACCUGCCCUCUGGAAGUGGUGAAGACGCGCCUGCAGUCGUCGGUAGCCAAUUUCCACUUCGUCGCCUCCGGGCCUGGCGGUUCUCCUGUGGCCGUCCAAUCCCUCGCUGAGCGCCUGGGCCUCAACGCCUGCACAUGCACCCCGUCCCCGACCGGUGGAAGCGGCGGCUUCACCACCUCGGUGAUCAACACCAACGGCGCCGCCGCCGCCGCAACCGCCACGAGGGCACCCUCCUUAGGAAUAUGGCGCUGCCUGAAGCAAAUAGUCGAGAUGGAAGGCACCAAGGCUCUUUUCAAGGGUCUCGGACCUAACCUGGUCGGAGUGGCUCCUUCGAGGGCCAUCUACUUCUGUACAUACUCCAACUCCAAGAGCAUCUUCAACGAGCUUCUCCCUUCGGAUACUCCCAUUGUACAUAUCUGUUCAGCAGCCAGCGCUGGCUUUAUGUCCUGCACGGCAACCAAUCCUAUCUGGUUCGUGAAGACAAGGCUCCAACUUGAUCAAAGGAUGUAUGGCAGCAUCUCUGCACUGCAGUGCAUUCGGGACAUCUACCAGAGGCAUGGCCUGCUGGGCUUCUACAAGGGGAUCACUGCUUCAUACUUUGGCAUCUCAGAAACCAUCAUCCACUUUGUCAUCUACGAGUUCAUCAAGGCUCAACUGCGACAACGCAAGGAGUCCUCGAGGGACUCGUACAACCCUGAUGUCAAGUCCACUCGCGACUUUGUACAGUUCAUGGCAGCAGGUGCCAUCUCCAAAACCUGUGCCUCCACCCUCGCCUACCCCCAUGAAGUGGCGAGAACGCGACUACGGCAGGAAGGCGAGAAGUAUCGGUCGUUCUUCCAGACGCUGCUUCUGGUGUGGCGUGAAGAGGGCUACCAGGGCCUGUACCGGGGCCUGGCCACUCAGCUUGUGCGCCAGAUCCCCAACACAGCCAUCAUGAUGGCCACCUACGAGGCAGUCGUCUACAUGCUCUCACCAGCCGUCUACGGCGCCUCUCCUGCGAACUUGGACGAUGACUGAAAAAGUUCCUCGGGGCCCGCGUUGUUGCUGCCAGGUGGAAAAGCAUAAAGGUCCCCUGUUGCAGUCCUGGUGGAAUCGCGCGGUGCUUUGAAGGCUCAUCAAGACGACUGAUCUUCCCACUCUUUUGGGAGAAGUCGAUGUGUAUGAUCUGCAGAUCUCGAGCGCCGGGGUGCUUUUUUUGACCAGAGUGUUCUGCUCUAGCAACCCCUUUUACACAUUCGUCCGUAUUUCUGGCAUUGCUUUUCUUUCUUUUUUCGUAAUUAUUAUCGUAAGUAUCAUCUUUGCACCAUGGUAGGCAUUUACAAGUUGUCCGAAAAGUGAAGUGGUGAAAACAAAAAUCCUAAUUACUUAGCAUAGACACUCGUGUUCAAUCCUUUUCUUUUUUUAAUGGGUGCCUGUGAACCUUCUGGACAAGUCAUUCUGAAGGCUUCAGCGUGCCUGUAGUUUUUAAGUCGGCCGUCAGUCACAAUGUGCAUUUUUGUUUGCUUUCUCGUACUCUGGUCAGAAUGGUGAGCCCGGCCACCAAAAUGGCGUCCGUAACGAAUGCACUUUCCCGUGCCGAGGAUUCAUCUACGUGCGAGUGGUGUUGUUACUCUUGUAUCGUGGAAGGGUUCUGGAGUUUGGAAGGCUUCGGUGUUGUGAACAACCCUUACCUGAUUGUGUAUGUGUGUGCAUGUGGUGCGUGUGAUGGCGGGUUUCGGUUCGGUCCACUUGCAGGUACACACUUGUGUCACACGCUGUGUGCAAAGCAUCCAACUCCUGAAGUGCUCGAACAGCCCACCAUUUUCAGUUGUAAAUAGUAUAAGAGUGGACUGUGGUUCUCUUUGUACAUACUCUGUUUGCUAUGGUACUAAUGUUAUUUGUACACUGUUGUAUUAUUCAUAGUGCUAUUUGCUUGUCACAUUUCUUCUUGCUGUGGGGACAUCCUGAAAUUGAAAGAAAAGGUGUACAUUUUAAAAACAUAGUAGUGGCUAAUAUGAACGAACGUACACGAUCACUAGUGCAAGCUAUUUUUUUUUUGGUAGCAUGUUCGGUGUCAGUAGGUCUUGUAAUGCUCGUACGAGCGAUAUUGAAACACCUUUUUUUUUUUCCCUUAUUUGGCAUUGUAAAUCAUUUGUUUUUGCUGUGCAUUGAAAUGUUAGAUAAGUUGUACAGAAAGAACUGAACACAGGGAUGUGUGCAAAUAACUGAUGACUAUAUUGCUGCACUCCAGAAAGCUAGCCAAGUAAAGGCUACAAAGAUCAUUUUUUGCAAAUUACCCUGAUCAAACAAACGAGAACUUUUGUUUGGGCUUUUAUCACCUGCCUGCUACUGAACUUCGCGUGUAUUUUUUCAGCCUUGGUUGUGGCAUCUCGAAAUGCCUAUUGUGCAUCUCCGGUUAUCAGUGUGCCCUGUUACUCGGGCGUGCUAUGUUCGUUCUGUGUGGAUUUGCCGUACGUGAGGCUUUGUUUCACGCUAGUACAAAGGGAUGGUUUCUUGCCAGCUGUGUGCGAAGGACUGUGCCGGCCAUGUUUGUUGGCGAGAUGCUCGUUGAAAGUGCCUUACUGAUGUGUUAAGGAAAAAAAGAAAAUUAAAAACAUGCAGCACGUGCGUCUGAGGACCAGACAGGCAGGCAAACCAAACGUGUUCUGGAGUUUUUAUUGACAACAAACCGCGAUGCUUUCGAUGUACAUCCAAAAAUCUCUGUUCAAUAAAGUGGCAGCAAGUGUA